Molecule: messenger RNA, 372 nt
Organism: Trichomonas vaginalis G3
Lineage: Eukaryota; Parabasalia; Trichomonadida; Trichomonadidae
Exons: 1
Coding region: 1-372 (123 amino acids)
Source: RefSeq, a predicted model, not a curated record
AUGGUUGAUAAAAAGCAAUCUAAACAAUCAAUAGCUAGUACAAAACAAUCUAAAUCAUCAACGGUUGAUAAAAAGCAAUCUAAACAAUCAAUAGCUAGUACAAAACAAUCUAAAUCAUCAACGGUUGAUAAAAAGCAAUCUAAACAAUCAAUAGCUAGUACAAAACAAUCUAAAUCAUCAACGGUUGAUAAAAAGCAAUCUAAACAAUCAAUAGCUAGUACAAAACAAUCUAAAUCAUCAACGGUUGAUAAAAAACAAUCUAACUCAUCAACAGUUGAUACAGAACAAUCUGAUUCAUCAAUAUUUACAAAAAUAUUAAUCUGUGGGGCGGCAUUACUAAUAGUUGGAAUUGGAAAGAUAUUCUUAGGCUGA